GGGGCAGGAAAUCUUGCCCGGCCUGAGUCACGGCGGCCCCUUCAAGGCAACGUCAGUGCUCGCCGGUCGCUGUCGCCCGCCGCGCGCCCCGCCGUCCGCUGUCCAUGGGGGAGACGCAGGGCGCGCUGGCCCGGGCCCGGCUCGAGUCCCUGCUCCGGCCUCGCCACAAGAAGCGGGCGGAGGCGCAGAAAAGGAGCGAGUCCUUCCUGCUGAGCGGCCUGGCUUUCAUGAAGCAAAGGAGGAUGGGCCUGAACGAUUUUAUUCAGAAGAUUGCCAAUAAUUCCUAUGCAUGCAAACACCCCGAAGUUCAGUCAAUCUUGAAAAUCUCCCAACCUCAGGAGCCUGAGCUUAUGAAUGCCAACCCUUCUCCUCCACCAAGCCCUUCUCAACAAAUCAACCUUGGUCCGUCAUCCAAUCCUCAUGCUAAACCAUCUGACUUCCACUUCUUAAAAGUGAUUGGGAAAGGCAGUUUUGGAAAGGUUCUUCUAGCAAGACACAAAGCAGAAGAAGCAUUCUAUGCUGUCAAAGUUUUACAGAAGAAAGCAAUCCUGAAAAAGAAAGAGGAGAAGCACAUCAUGUCAGAACGCAACGUUCUACUGAAGAAUGUGAAACACCCUUUCUUGGUGGGACUUCACUUCUCUUUCCAGACUGCCGACAAACUGUACUUCGUCCUAGACUACAUUAAUGGUGGAGAGUUGUUCUACCACCUCCAGAGGGAGCGCUGCUUCCUAGAACCACGGGCUCGUUUCUAUGCUGCUGAAAUAGCCAGUGCCUUGGGUUACCUGCACUCUCUGAACAUCGUGUACAGAGACUUAAAGCCAGAGAAUAUUUUGCUGGACUCCCAAGGACAUAUUGUCCUCACUGACUUCGGGCUCUGCAAGGAGAACAUUGAACACAAUGGCACAACGUCCACCUUCUGUGGCACACCUGAGUAUCUUGCACCUGAAGUGCUUCAUAAGCAACCUUAUGACAGGACUGUGGACUGGUGGUGCCUGGGAGCCGUCCUGUAUGAGAUGCUGUACGGCCUGCCUCCUUUUUAUAGCCGAAACACAGCUGAGAUGUAUGACAACAUCCUGAACAAACCCCUCCAGUUGAAACCAAAUAUCACAAAUUCCGCGAGGCACCUCCUGGAGGGGCUCCUGCAGAAGGACAGGACCAAGCGGCUCGGUGCCAAGGAUGACUUUAUGGAGAUUAAGAGUCACGUCUUCUUCUCCCUAAUUAACUGGGAUGAUCUCAUAAAUAAGAAGAUUACUCCCCCUUUUAACCCAAAUGUGAGUGGACCCAGUGACCUGCGGCACUUCGAUCCCGAGUUCACCGAGGAGCCUGUCCCCAGCUCCAUUGGCAGAUCCCCCGACAGCAUCCUCAUCACAGCCAGCGUGAAGGAGGCGGCGGAGGCGUUCCUUGGCUUCUCCUACGCACCUCCCAUGGACUCUUUCCUCUGAGCUGUUUUAGCGUGGUUGUGAAGGGUUCUAUGUGUGUCUGUGAGUGUUUUAGUGAGCCUUUUGGUGGAGCUGCCAGCUGACAGGACAUCCUAAAGAGAAUUUGCACAUCUCUGGAAGCUUGGCAGCCCUGUUGCACACUGUUUGCUGGAAGCUUUUCGAAGAGCACAUCCCCUCAGCGAGCUCGUGGGGUUUUCAUUUUAUCCUUCCUUCCAACCUGGUGCUAUCUCUGAAUUGAGCGUUAGAGUGCUGCCCCGGACAGGUAUGAUAGUGUCUGUAGAAGGGAGAGGCUGGUCUGCGAAGGCUCCUCCCCAGGGUUGUCGGGGCUGUGAUAAGAAAUAUUCUGAAACGUGCCUUUUCUGAUGAGAUCAUGUUAGCUCCAAAGCUUUUCCUAUCGCAGAGUGUUUCAGUUCUUUAUUUUUCCUUGUGGAUUUCUUUAGUGCGUGAACAGUGGUGUGAGUGUUGGUAUGCCUGACCACAGAUGGGUGUUAUAAGCAUCAAUGUGACACUUGCAGGACACUACAAUGUGGGACAUUGUUUGUUUCUUCCAUAUUUGGAAGAUAAAUUUAUGUGUAGACCGUUUUUGUUUUUGUAAGAUAUAGUUAUUAACUAGAAUUUAUUGAAAUGGUCUUGCAAUGACUUGCAUCCAGAUGCUUAGAGACAGCAUUGCUGCUACAAAUAUUUCUAUUUUUAGAAAGGGUUUUUAUGGACCAAUGCCCCAGAAGUCAGUCACAGCCAUUGGUGUUUUCAUUGUUUAAAAUGUCACCUGUAAAAUGGGCAUUAUUUAUGUGUGUGUGGUUUUUUUUUUUUUUUGCAUUCCUGAUAACUGUAUGUAUUGUAUAAAGAAAGUCUGUACAGUGGGUUAUAUAACACUAGUAUAUUUAAACUUACAGGCUUAUUUGUAAUGUAAACCACCAUUUUAAUGUAUUGUAAUUAACAUGGUUAUAAUAUGUACAACCCCUCCUCCCCACCACACAACUUUUUGUGUGUGGUAAGCCAGUACUGGUUUGCAAUAAAACCUUGAAAAUAUUUAC
Messenger RNA from Octodon degus (degu), 2473 nucleotides. It is a transcript of the gene Sgk1, whose product is annotated as serum/glucocorticoid regulated kinase 1. The record is from RefSeq and is a predicted model, not a curated record. The transcript is spliced from 12 exons. NCBI's taxonomy places the organism in Eukaryota, Metazoa, Chordata, Mammalia, Rodentia, Octodontidae. Gene Ontology annotation, biological process: protein phosphorylation. Gene Ontology annotation, molecular function: ATP binding; protein serine/threonine kinase activity. The coding region runs from base 105 to 1442 and encodes 445 amino acids.